AUGUGGAAGCUGAUUGUAACUGCAGGUAGGCCCAGCAACAAAGAAGUUUUAGCUCCAAAGAGUUAGUCCAACAAAACACAUUCUUGACUUGUCUAACUGUCUUAUCUUUCCUUUUGUAGGUCUCUGUUUGACCCUCGGCAGUUUGGGUAGGUUCCCCACACUAUUCAUGAUAAUAAACCUGGGUCAAAAUGUAUGAUAUAAAAUAAAGAUGUCAGUAAAACGUGAUUUCUGUCUUUGACAUAGCUUCUUCCAGGCUGGUGUGUUACUACGACAGCACGGCUGAAACAAGAGAGGGGCCUUCCAGGUUUAUGGUUACAGAUAUUGACCCAAAUAAAUGUACCCACUUGAUGUUUGCCUUCUGCAACAUAAACAACCAAAAUGAGCUGGCUCCCUUCACAGUAGAUGACAUCCAACGUUAUCAAGCCUUUAAUGGGCUCAAAAACAGGUCAGUUCUGUACAUACAGAUAUUUUUAGACUGUUAAAUUUCAUGUUGUUUUGAUUUUAAUGAUUUUAUGCUCUUACAGGAAUCCACUUCUUAAAACUCUGUUGGCAGUCGGUGGCUUGACAUCAGACACUCAAAGGUAAGUUACCUCCAAGUUACGUCUAUUUCUGCGCUCCUGUAUAAUGCAUCAGACUACAGCAGAAAUCAUCAAGCACCGUGCUGAAAACCGAACCAAAUGCAACCAAGAAAAUGACGUAUAUUUUCCCCUCUUUUUUUCUGGGCAACAUAAAGUAAUACUGAAAAUGCAUCUCAGCAACUGCUGAAUGUUUUACUUUUAGGUAAUCAUACACCAAUUUUAUUUUAUUUAUAGUGUGUCUCUGGUCAAACAUUUACAGAUUCAGUACAGUGGUGGCAUCACAACAAAACAGAGCAAUAUUCAUCCAGUCUGCAAUCACAUUUUUGAGAACAUUCGGGUUUGAUGGACUCAAUCUUGACUGGAGGCACCCCAAUGGAGCUGGAAGCCAACCACAGGACAGGCAUGGAUUUACUCUGCUAAUCCAGGUCAGAGGUCCUUACAUUGUCCUUGACAUCGAGCCAAGCAUUUUUAGAAAUACCAUUCUGCUCAUGCCAUGUUGGAUCAUCUAACAGGGAUUGUUCCUGUGUUUUACAGGAGCUCAAAAACGCCUUUGAGGCCGAAGGAAUAGCAAGUGGACGGAACAGUUUAAUCAUCACAGCAACUGUCUCUGCUGAGAGAGCAGUCAUUGAUGCCAACUAUGAAGUGGAACAGAUAGCAGCGUAAAAUACUUUAUAAUGUGCACAUCAUACUCCUGAUCAGCUUUUAUCUAUUUUUAGUAAGAUUUAUUUUGGUUGAAUUUUAUCAGGUACCUGGAUUUUAUCAAUGUACUCACAUUUGACCUUCACCGCUCCUGGGAAGGUGUCACGAGACACCACAGUCCCUUGUACCAAGGAUCCCAAGACACUGGAGACAGCAUCUACUCUAAUGUUGUAAGCACAGAAACAUAUAUCAUAACCAUGGAAACGAAUCUAGCAUGGUUUAAACAAAAUGGUAUUUGAAAAUGUUUCUCUCCAUGUCAGCACUCUGCAAUGCAGUACUGGCAUGAAAUGGGAGCACCUCCACAAAAGCUUAACCUGGGGUUUGGAGCAUAUGGAAAUGUUUACAACCUUGCCUCUACAUCCAAUCAUGUUGGAGCACCUGUAAUUGGUCUUGGUGAUAGAGGCUGUAACACCUGUGCAGACGGGAUGUGGGCCCAUUACCAGGUAAACCUUAAAGCUGUGAUUCUUGUUAUUUUAAUCAAACCAUUUUGACUGUAUGUGGUGUGGUAAAAUUCAGUUUAUUCAAUCCAUUUGUGACUUUUGAACCUUGUCUGUAGACUUGUCAGUACCUGAAAGAGGUUACAGCCACAAUGAUUCCUGACCAGCAAGUUCCAUACGCCACCAAAGAUUACCAGUGGGUUGGGUUUGACAACAGAGUAAGCCAAGACACAAAGGUAGGUAUUUUGGGGGGUUUCAUUUACGAUAGACGACAAGAUAAUCCCAAGAAGCUGGUUUAAUAAGGUGUUUCUGACCCUCAGAUCAGCUAUCUUCAAACAAAUGAGUAUGGUGGAGCCUUUGUCUGGUCUCUUGACCUGGAUGACUUCAGUGGACAGUUCUGCAAUGAGGGUAAAUUCCCUUUCAUCAGCCACUUGCAUUCUCGUCUGGUGCAAGGUAAGUAAAUGGACAAAUAUACUUUGUUAUAAAGUGGUGGUUUUAAACUCAAUGAAUUAAGUCAACACAAUAUCUAAUUCUUGUUCUUUCAGAUACAUCUGGUCUUCAAAUGCUGCCUGCAGCUCCUGCAGCCUACCCAAAUACUCCUUUAGGACCUAACUUCUGUGCUGGAAAAAUUGAUGGGCACUAUGCACACCCCACUCUUGCAUGUUGUUUUUACAGCUGCUUCAAACAGUCAUCCACCUUUGGCAUGUGCCAGGCAGGGUUGAUUUUCAAAGAAAAUUUUCAGGUCUGUGUUAGGAAUGACACAAAUCUUUCAACUCUGAAUUCUGCUGCUACAUUAAGACCAACCCACUGUCAGGAAAAUAACACAGCUUUGACAAAUGCGGCAGUCCCUGGAAGCACAACAACAGCCCCUACCCCUACCCCUACCCCAACCACAAUUGCUACAACCACAACAACAGCCCCUACCCCUGCCCCAACCACAACAACAGCCCCUACCCCAACCACAAUUGCUACAACCACAACAAGAGCCCCUACCCCUGCCCCAACCACAACAACAGCCCCUACCCCUACCACAACCACAACCACAAUUGCUACAACCACAACUACAGCCCCUACCCCUACCACAACCACGAUUGCUACAACCACAACAACAGCCCCUACCCCUGCCCAAACCCCAACCACAACCACGAUUGCUUCAACCACAGCAACAGCCCCUACCCCGACCCCUGCCCCAACCCCAACCACAAUUGCUUCAACCACCCCAACAUUUGCUGGGGACCCUAACUUUUGCUUGGGAAAAAAAGAUGGGAACUAUGCUCACCCCACCCACCCAAGCUGUUACUACACCUGUGUAAAUCAGUCACCCAUCCUUAAAAUGUGCCUGGCCGGUCUGAUUUACAUAGAAAAAUUGGAUAGAUGUGAGUGGAACAACACAAAUGUAACUUUACUACAGAACACUGCUACAUUCACCACACUCAACUUAUCUCCUUCAACUGCCGUGACAUCCAAAGAAGCAACGUCUGCUCCUCAAUAUAUACCUGAUUCCAAUUUCUGUAUUGGAAAACCUGAUGGGAUAUAUGCCGACCCAAAUAAUGCAAAAGGUUAUUACAGCUGUGUCGGUCAAAUUACGUACUAUCAACCCUGCCCGUCACUUUUAGUUUUUAUAGAGCUGAUAAACCGCUGUGACCACCCCUCUGUUAAUGUGACUGCCAUACUAGCCCGCCAUGCAAGUACAACACCAACAAAUGCAACCGCAAACAUGCCAGCAACUCAGGGGAACUUUGGGGACCCCUGUCAGGGAAAAACUGGGCGUGUGCCUGACCCUCAUAACCCACAAUAUUUUUUCAAUUGUGACGGGAAUGGAGUUUAUCAUCAAGCCUGCCAACAAGGGACAAUCUUCAAAACCUCUUGCUUUUGCUGUGAUCAUCUCUGAAAAGAUGCACAUGACUCAGGUCACAGUCAAGAAGGUAGUUAAUCGGUAGUUUUCGCAAACAUAAUGUCAAAAGAGUGAGACAAGAAACAGAAGGGGUCUUGUGUUCCUUGAAGGGUGGAUAGGAGGCAUUAUUGAAGCUGUAAAAUAUUGUAAUUUUUCUGAUUCUUUGAUUUUGAGUCAUGAAAGAGUAGGCUUUUGUUCCUUGUUUUCGACUUGACCAAUCUACUCUGAGGUGGAGGGAUCUGAAAUCUAAGAUGUUAAAAUGUCUGUCAAUAAGGUAUAGCAUAUAUAUAUUACUUUGUUAAUUAAUAUACUGCUCAUUUACACCCACUGUUAAUUUCUGUUGCAAUCUGUUGGAUGUUUUUUAGCUUUCAACAUUACAGCAAAAAUGCCUUACUUAAUUGUUGAUUAAAAUAUACAGUUUAUCUGUUAAUGAUGGUGUAUGGGAAUCUUCUGUGUGGACUCCCUCCUGAUAGAUUUGUUUUGAGUCAUUGCCUGAUUUGAUUGAUUUUUAAUAAUGCAGCAGAAUUAUGAAUCCUGUAUUUCUGUUGUAUAUUUUAUCCAAACUUUUUCAAUGUAUUAAUUAUAACAAAUAAAUAAAUAAUUGAAGAAUAACAAAUAUUUCAAAGUUUGUCAUUGUGUGUUUGUGAUGUUAAAGAAUGGAUAUUGGGAUAUUAGUUAUUCUUGACUGUUGAAGUGCGCCUACUGUCCUUACUGCAGCCAUUGCUGGUUCAGCUUCUGCAUAUCAUCUUCCACUCUACUCCCACACUCUAAGUCUCUAUACUCAUGCACACACAUACGGGGUUGCACUCUUGGAAAAUCUUUUAAAAAGCAUGCACUGUGUUGUCCGUAAUAAUUGCAAGUUGCCACAACUUGAUAUUAUGAUUUUUUUUUUAAAUGGUUUCUAUGAGCUUCUGUCAAGUUUUCAAGACCAUGGGGUGUGGAAAUGAUUGGCAGCCCCUGCUGAAUGAAUAUGUGUGUGAAUGACCCCUGUACAUCACACUAUUGCCAUGUGCCUACCUUGAGGUAACUUUGGAUUUGAUUUGUCAGAAGAUAGAGCAGCAGCACACUGAAUAAGUAGCUACAAAUUUUACAAAAAAAUAAAAAAAUAAAUAAAACUAUUAUGAUGUGAAAACUGCUUUUUUUCUUUUGGCUCACAUGAGGUACCAUUGUUCUAGACUUAAACCCGGAUCACUCUAUACACUAGACACUAGACAUUACACUACAAAACAGGUUUACCUGACCUGACCUAUGACGGUUCUUACUACCUCUACUUUUUGACUGUGGAAGUUAGACCAAGUAAUUCAAGACACAGCUUAAACUACAUGUGUAGAGAGCAGGUGUUCCAAGCUGACUUAAAGUGCAUCUGUACAAGAUUUGAACCCAAGACCCUUUUGUUUUUUAGGCAAUAGCCUUCACCACUACCCUUAUUAAAACUGAAAAAGUCAAAGACAUUCAUUCAAGACGACCAUGGCUCUUCAAAUGCGUGUGUACCUUACAGCAGAAAUAACAUGUUCUGAAAUCUAGACUAAGGUGAGGGUCAAGGAGAGACCAACACUGCUCUCUAUGCUACUUACUAAAAUUCUAUAUGUUGUUCAGAUAAGUACAUCCCCAUUUAAAAUAAGGUGUACCAUCCUCCUCCUUUAUGAAUAACUUAUAAUUUGGGGUGGAGCCAGGGUGUGGCGAUCUCCUCCCCCCACACGUGUCUAUCCAGUGUGUUGUGACAGGCUAUCAGUCAUUGCUGUUGCGUUUUUUUGUUGUUGUACAUUUUAAAGUUAUAAAUAUAAACAGGAAUGUAAAAUCUGAUACCAGGUUUGAAACUCAAAUACAACUUAAAAUGUUUAUAUACAGAAAGAAGGGCUUAAAAAAUGUGAUUCAUUCAUGUCUGUUUGUGUACGUCAUGCCACUCCCGUGAAAGUCAGUGUCUCGGUUUGGUAUGCCUUUAUUCAUGUUUUGAAGCCCAUGUAAAUUUAGGGGAAUUACAAGAAUGGGAUAUAUCACAUUCAAACUUGUAACUAAAAAUGAACUCAAUGGGGGCCAGUUUCAUCUAGUAGGUACGGCAGAGGUCCCAUCCACACAAGUUUUAACUCCCAGCCAUAACUCUUUGAUGCAUGUCCACCCAGAGAGACACUUUCUGUUUCUCCUGUCCCUCAAGAAAAAAUUCCCCAAAACAAAUUUACGGAUACAAACCAAAAUAAAAAACAAGUGUAUGAUUAAAGAAGUAGACCGAUCAGACAGGUUGGCACAUGUUCUGAUGUGGCUUUAUAUAGUCUCUUGGAUAGCUUCUUAGCUGUUUUACAUGAUUUACAGUCAGACAAGUUCUUAACAUAUUUCAGGUUGCUGUCUUUGAAAACCUUUAUUUCAGCAUUUGUUUGAGACGCUUUAUUUAAGAUGCGGUCUCUUUAAGACCCCCAGUAUUUCAAAACGCCACAUUCUAGGAGCCGCCUACAUUGUUGCCAUGAAGGAAAGAUGAAUUUCUCUUUAUAAAUUGACAAAUUUGCUCAUUUUAUGGGAUUAACUGCCUGGUGAUGACACAAUUUCAAGCAAAUCCCAUACUGAGCUCGUUAAAUUCUCGUGUGACUUUUUAAACAAGCCUCCUGUAGUCCCAUUUGGGGAUUACUUUAACACGCAUUAACCUUGUAAUCUGAAACUUUCCCAUGUAUACCACUGAUGUCUAAAUCUUAUUUGGCAUUUGUCCUCUUUAAUUUACCUGCUUAGAUUUUAUUGAAAAUUAGACUUUAUUGGUUAGCUAGCUGGCUGGAUAGAUAGAUAGACUAGUACUUCUACUGUUGGAUGGGUGAAAUCCUGAAAUAAUUUGGUCGACUUUCUGAAAAAUCCCAGCAGAGACGGGUUGUAUAUUUGACUAUACCUAAAAACAAGCUAUUCAUUCAGUUUAAAAAAAAAAAAAAAAAGGAGGGCCAAAAUAGGCUAAACCGAGAACCUGGCCGUACCCGAGAAAGACCUGCUGAGACAUGGAUGCCCCCUAAAAAAUACUCAAACAUUAACCUUUAAAUAUUCUGUUUUAUUGAAGCAGUAUGAAAAUAUUGCAAGGGUUCAUUUAAAAAGCAAGUGCUUUUUGUCCAACCUAUGUUUUUCAAUGUAUCUCACCAUUCAAAGUGGUAGCAACAACACUUUGGUAGGCAGGUGUUUCUAGCUUAAAUGGGUGUGUGCUAUCAAAUUAACUCAUUCAUAACAAUAGCUUUGGACAAGCCCUGUAAUAAUGCUGUUAUUUAACAUCCUCCCAUCAAGAAUGUUUCUCCUCGUCAUUAAAACCAACUAUUAAUAGUAAUCUGUACUCAUUGUCUUGUCUCGAUUACUGUGUAAUUAGAUGUGCCCAACAUGAUGACGCUGUUUUGCUGUUCCUUUGUUAUGCUAGCCCUCUGAUGCACGCAGUGUACCACUGUUCAUCUUAUUAUGUAUAAUUUGAUGUACCUUACAUUACAUCAUGACCUUAGUUUAAAGAUUUUUGGAUUUCAGGGAUUCUAUGAGAAACUGGCAAAAACCAACAGAUUGAAAAGAGGGCUUUUCGUUAACUAUGUAACGUACAUAAAACUGCUGUUUUUGUUGUAUGCUAAGAUGUGUUGGUGUGUCCUUUAAAUGCUCUUAAAGCACCAGCGUUAAAUCUACAGUAAGAUUAGAUUGAAGUCUCAAAAAUGACUGCGUAAGACAGGAAUAUAGCACUGUGGGAUAACUUUUAACAAGGACCAUAAUGAUUUUAUCAAACCAGAAAUCAAAAGCUGCCUUUUUUACCUGGUUCAUCUCUUCAUCACGGGUUCAUAUUAUUGAGUGAGGCAAUAUCUGUUCUAUAUCUUGGCGACAAAGCAACAACUUACAACAAAUGCUUAAAAGGGUAACAGGUUAUAUUUUUAAAAAUCGAUGAGUCUUUUAUUUGCUGUAUUUGUGUUUGACUGUGUAAUAUUUUAAGUGUUUUCUGACAAAUCCUCAACUAUGUACUAAUAUAGAUAGAGGAAAAAAUGUUAUUAUGGCAAGACCCCCCAAAAAGUGUUAUUGUAUAUAAAGGCAGGGUUCUGGUGGUUCACUUUUUCAUAAACUAGCUAUAGAACAGUGGUAACGAACAAGCAGUGCAGUCACUCAGAUAUAAAAAAAAAACUGAUACAUUACAACGUGAAAUACAUCAGUAUUAACAAAAAUGUAAGGUCACGCAGGAGUCUGAUUGAGUUUUAACAAUAUACAAACACUGAGAACUUUGGGGUUCAUAAGAGAAAAAGCACAUUACCGAGGUACAUUCAAAGUGAUACCUGAAACCUAAAGGGCAGGGCAUGAGUUGGCCUCACCUGUGCUUCCAGCAGUGAUGAAAUAAUUAGACAAUUAUGCUGUAGAUAAUGUAAAAUUGCAUUAAUUAUCACCGCCCUCCUCUUUUUUUUUGCCACACCUUGUGAGCUCUCAACUUGUAUUAAAGCUCCGGCACCUGUCCUCCAUCACUCAUUCAACACUCAACCACCAGCCACUCAACUGAGGACUCUUUCGACAUCACCCUUGUGAGUACUCACUUUAUUUUACAAAAUAUUCCUUAGCUACUAAGCUGCUUUUUGGGGUCAUCGGAUCAAGUGCUUCUUUUUUUGUAUCAUACAUCUUGGCUUCACUGCUUACAUGUGAGGUGAAGGAAGUUAAACUUAAAGUCAUUUGACUGGCUGUGUCUUUUAUGAUAUUGUUUUUUACUGAUGAAAACAAACCCGGCGCGUUAAUUGUCGAUCAAAUUCAGCAUAUCUUGUGGGACACACAAUGUGUCUGAGGUAUAUUCAGUUGUGUUGCUGCAUGCCGAAGGUAAUUCAGUGAUCAAGAUCUAUGAAUCUGUAAGUUUUCUUUGACACACCUGGAACCUGCCUCUGAUCUUUGGGAUUAAAUGAUGUAAAAAGAGAGAUCUUAUACCAAAGCAAUCGCUUGGCUAAAUGCACAGAGUUGGGUUCUGAAAUGUGGAAAUGUUGCCAAACUGGUUCUCCUCCCUCAUCAUCUGGUUCAAACCCAGUCAUGAAUCUGUUGAUCAUGUUUUAUUGUGGGUGGUUACUAAGCACAAUAGCUUCAAUAGCUACCCUUUCCCACUCCCUUCCUACCUAGUAAUUAGUUACAUAAUUUUCUAAAACCUGUUCAUGUAAUUAUUGUUAAGGUAAAUGAAUGUACCUUUUGUUAUUAUAUAAAUCCUUACUCACUCAGAGUGAAAAUGCAGUAAAUGUUACAAAUGUAUGCUGUAAUUUGAUAGGCACAACACCUUUUAUGGAAAUGUAUUUCUCACAAUGAAUCAUUCUUUUUUUGUAAAAUUCCAUAAUUAUCUACGUCUCUUCAGCUGCUAUUAAAAUCCUCUAUUUCUGUAUUUCUUUACAGUACCAACAUGUGGAGGCUUACCGUAACCAUAGGUAAGGCAAAUUGUUCAAAUUUAUUUCUCACUACAUUAAAAUCUCUCCCCCUCUUAAAAGAAAGAUAUAUGUGCUUGAAGUGUUUUUAUAACCUCAUACUAACAAGCUUUUCUCUCUAAAGGUCUUUGUUUGACCUUUGCCAGCUUGGGUAAGUUCAUUGCACGCAUCAAACAUCAUCACAACCCUGCUUUCACACAUACAAGCCCAUUGAGCAAACUGCUACUUUAAAAAAAUGCUUAUAAUAAUAAUUUCCUUCAAUGUUUUAGCUUCUACAGAAAGGCUGGUGUGCUACUACAACAGCAUGGCCCAAGAAAGACCGGCACAAGCAAAGCUCAGUGCGUCAGGCAUUGAUCCAAAUUUGUGCACCCAUCUGACUUAUGGCUUUGCCGACAUCAAGGAAAAUGAGAUCGUUCCCGCCAGUGUUGCUGAUGUUCAACAGUAUAUCGACUUCAAUGCACUUAAGGAAAUGUUAGUACUUCAGCCUAUAAAUACUGUGGAAACCAUAAGGUGGUUGAUGUGUUUCAAAAACAAUACACAACAGAAAAUAAUAAUAGUCAUAAAUUUCUGCGCCCUCACAGAAAUCCAUCUCUGAAAACCUUGUUGGCUGUUGGUGGCCCAACUUUUGACACACAAAAGUAAGUUUUAUCUUUUUUAAUGUCUGCAAAAUGUUUGUUCACACCAUAAUAGGGCCAUUGCACCCACACCCACAAUGAAAAUGUGCUCAGAAGUGACCUUGUACCUCCAGUGCCUUAUUGUUUUUUGUUAUGUCUUAUUUCCCAGGUUCAGAGACAUGGUGCAAACAAAAGGAAACAGAGCAAACUUCAUCGACUCUACAAUCAAAUUGCAGAGAAGAAUGGGAUUUGAUGGGCUUACCCUUGACUGGAGGUACCCCGGUGGAUCUCGAAGCGAGCAACAGAGCAGGCGCAAAUUCACAGAGCUGUGCGAGGUUAGAUGCAUUUUCAGAAGCAUGCCAUACUCUAACUGCUGUGUGAAUAUAUUAAAAUCCAUAUCUGAUGGAGACAUAACCCCACUUCUGUGUUGUACAGGAGCUCAGCGACGCAUAUAAGGCUGAAGCAACAGCAACUAACCAGGACAGACUCCUGCUCACAGCAUCUGUCUCAGCUGAGAAAGAUACCAUUGAUGAAAGCUAUGAAGUGGACGAGAUUGCCAAGUAAAAUUCUUUUUGAGUAAUCACUGCCUGCCAACAAUAUAUAAGUGUUAUUUGUCAGUGAAGGUGAUGUCCUCUGCUUGUUAUUAGGUACCUGGAUUUUAUUAAUGUGCUGACGUUUGACUUCCACGGCCCCUGGGAAGAAAAUAUCGGACAUCACAGCCCCUUGUUCAAAGGAUCAGAAGACACUGGAUUCGACAUCUACUCAAACACUGUAAGCACAGUGGUCUUUAUUUCCACAUAGUUAUUAUGUGGUCCAUGAGGUUCUUGACUCCUAUUAAUUUUGAUUUUUCACUUUUUAGGACUCUGCCUUGAAGUACUGGCAGGAGGAGGGAGCACCUGCAGAGAAGCUGAACUUGGGGGUGGCAGCCUAUGGGCGAGCUUUUUCUCUCUCAUCUAACGCCGCUAAUGUUGGAGCACCAGCUAGCGGUCCUGGUGAUCAAGGCUGCUACACCGGUGAAGAAGGACUUUGGUCCGUUUAUGAGGUAUGACUGCAAGCUGUGGAUUCCCUUUUCUGUCAUGAGCUUAAAAAAAGCCAACAGUUGUAUUUGGUUGUAUUUUUAAUUAUUGCUGAUUUUUUUUACAUUAAAUCUAACCCUUCUUUUCAGAGAUGCCUUUAUCUUGAAGACGUAUCGACAUCUCGUAUUGAUGAUCAGAAAGUUCCUUAUGCCGUAGUAGAAAAUCAGUGGGUUGGAUUUGAUGAUGACACCAGCCUUAAAGAAAAGGUAACUAUCUUAUAAUUCAAGGUGUUGCUUUGUGAUAUUUGGCAGGUUGUACAUAAGUCAGGCUUCAGUCAUUUUUUUAAACUAGCUAUUGAAUUUUUUUCUUCAUCUUACCCUCUCAGGUCAGUUACCUCAAGAGUAACAACUUAGGAGGGGCCGUGGUCUGGUCUCUAGACCUGGACGACUUUACUGGAGAGUUCUGUAACGAGGGUAAGAGCCCCUUCAUCAGCGAACUGCAAAAUCUGAUAGCGUCACAAUCAACAACAACAACCACAACUAAACCUACAACAACCACAACUGAAGCUACGACAACCACAACUGUCUGGAUUCCAUUUGAUCCCUGUUUGGGUUUGGGCGAAAUAGAUGGGGCUCAACCUGACCCCGAUAGCCCGCAUCAUUUUUACCUCUGUGAUAACGGAGUAGGUACAAGAAUGCCAUGCUUUUUUGGUUUGGUCUUCGAUAUCCGUUGCAGCUGCUGUAAUUUCAACUUCUUUGCAUGAGAGUAAUCCCUGGUGUGUGUACUGCUUCUUUUUACCCACAUAAUUAAAGGCUUCCAUUUGAAAUUUCUGAUUUUCAUAGCUUAGCUGCAUGCGAGAGGAAGAAGCCUUAAAGUGGGUAUCUUUGCUUCUUAAAGCUUCAGUUGUCCUAAAGCAAGAUGGUUUACAAGCUGAGUAAUGUCAUGAUUGUUUACUUUGAGAGCGGCCAUUUCCUUCCAACUCUGUCAGUUAAUGAACAACAUUAUUUAUACUAUUUAAGUCAUAAUAACAUGAUUAAAACCUAUGUGUAUCUUAUUGAUUUAGCUUUGUAUGUUCUUGCUGUCUUUACUGCAGUUAUGGUGAUAAGCCUGCCCUAAUUACAUUUUUAUUUUUCAUCUGUUUGUCAUUGUUGGUGUUUUAAAAUCUGGCUUAUUGGUGUGUGCUCAAUGAUUUGUGGCAGCAUCAAAUGAUUGUAUCUGUAUUUUGCAAUUUGCAACACAACAACACAUAUUUAUUAUAUAUACUUAAAAGUUCAUGUUUCUAUCUGUCUGUCAAUAACAAUAAUAUAACAAUAAACUCAUCAUAAUAAAAUUUUGCAUCUGAAUUUUUUCUUAUUCUCCCUGUUGUUAUUUGACUAUGUGAAGCAAUAUUGUUUACCUCUCUUGUCUUAUCUACAGUAUCAGUAUCUGAUCUAAGAGUCUACCUAGUGGGAACAUUAUUCCAAGCAUUCAUAAACACCAUCUUGGUUGAAGAUGACCAUCAUUCAGCUUAAAUACAUGAUUUAAUAGAGUAACUACAUAAGCUUUAUUUCUAGAACACCUCACAGUUUCUUGAACUAAAAAUAUUGAAUAUAAUCGCUCUACUUUUUUUCAUGUGGAGGGCAAUUUUUCCAAAUUUUGACAAAUAGUAAAUAUGCAAAAUAUCUUACUCUGCAGUAUAUGUCACUGUGUUCCUGUGGCUUAUUCCACACUUGCAGAAAUAUUUAGGCCUCACUGCAUACAUAAUUUCCAACCAUUUGGAUCACUUGGAUUUAACAUAAACAGGCCAUAAGCUUCAUGUGCUGCAUAUUUGUCAGUCAAAUGUAAAUGAAACAAUUAAGUGAUAGAUUUAUGUAAUAAUACACCCAAUGUGUUUAGAAAAACUAAUGAAGAUUUAUGUAUUCGUCAUUGAUAACUUCAAUUUUUUUCUGUCUCAUGAAUUUUAACUAAAUGAAUCCUGGUUGAACCACAGUUUGUCAUAUUUAAACUAUAUUCAUACAUUUUAAGUGAUUAAGUUCAAUCCUUAUGUUAACUGUGUUUUAUUCUUUAGAUCAGUUUUUAGUGUUUCCUGUUUUAUUUUGUAGUAGUCGAUUCCUUGUGUUUCUAGUCUGGUUUUACUUUCCUAGUUUUCCCUCCCUCGUUAAUCACCAACGAGUUUCACCUGUGUCUCGUGUGCCUCACCUGUUGCUCGUUAACCAGUGUGUGUAUAUAGUCUCCGUCUUCCCCUCUGUUCUUGUUGGUUCACUGUGUGUUUGUCAGUGUGUGCAUAUGCCUGUGUCCCCAGUUGCUCCCUGUGAUUUUUUGUGGAUUUUGCCUUGUGGAUUUUUCUCUUUUCUUGCUUUUUUUCAUUUACUUCUUUUAAUUAAAUCCUUUUCUGUUCUGCAUUUUAGGUCCUUUCCCUUUUUAUUUAACUUGGGACUGUAACAGAAUUAACCGUAUUAAUAACUACCUCGUCAUUAUUUAUACAAUCAAACUAAUAUUACAAUUUUUGGAAGAAGACUAUUGCCUUGCUUUCAAAUUGUAUGCAUCAACAAAACCAAUGUGACGUCACAUUAUGAAUACAGGACAAUAUUGUGGAUUAUAUUCAUAAUCAUUGACUACGAAUGGGAAACAUAAAGACAAACCACAGUGAAAAGAUGAAAAGAAAAGCUCUCAUUUUCUUACCAAACACAGAAACUCAAUCUGCCUCGACACUGAAAAAUCUGUUCACCGUGAGCGCCAUCUUGUGUUGAAACUGAUAAAAGGAUCAGAAGACACUGGAUUCGACAUCUACUCAAACACUGUAGGCACAGUGGUCUUUAUUUCCACAUAGUUAUUAUGUGGUCCAAGAGGUUCUUGACUCCUAUUAAUUUUGAUUUUUCACUUUUUAGGACUCUGCCUUGAAGUACUGGCAGGAGCAGGGAGCACCCGCAGAGAAGCUGAACAUGGGGCUGGCAGCCUAUUGGCGAGCUUUUUCUCUCUCAUCUAACUCCACUGAUGUUGGAGCACCAGCUAGCGGUCCUGGUGAGGAAGGCUGCUACACCGGUGAAGAAGGACUUUGGGCCUUCUAUGAGGUAUGAUUUGCAGUUUAUAUUGUGAUCAUCAUUAUCUGCACACACUUUCCAUGUAUUUGUUGUAUUGUAAAUCCGUCUACCUUAAUUCAAUCUAAAUAAGAAAUCUUGACUUUCUUUUUAGAGCUGCCUUUAUCUUGAGGAGGGUACAGUAUAGCGCAUUCCUGAUCAGAAAGUUCCUUAUGGCGUAGCAGAAGACCAGUGGGUUGGAUUUGAUGACGAAACCAGCCUGAUUGAAAAGGUAAUCAUCAUCUCUAUCCAAAGUUAAUCAGUGGCUAAUUUGACAAUUUCAGGUUGCACAAAAGUUUUUUUUUUUUUUUUUUACCAAAUUUUGAGGUUUUCGUAUGUCUCAUCCUCCUAGGUUAAUCCACAACAUCCACAACUCUUCCCCUUACCAAAACAACAAUUCCCUCUACAACAAUCAGAAUCACAGUUCCCCAGGCUACAAUUGUGCCAACAACAACUACAUCAAAAACUCCAACAACCACAGCUGUCAGAACUAAGAUCACAACUUCACCAACUAAAACCCCAUCUCAACCAAAUACAACCGCAACUCCACCUAUGACAACCAUAGCUCCACUGACUACAGCCCUACCUACUACAACUACAACCAUAAAACCUGCAACAACAUCUCUUCCUACCACAACUACACCACCACCAACUACCACCAUAACUCCACCUACCACAGUCCUGCCUGCUACAACUACAACUGCAAAACCUACCACAAAAAAGCCACCUACAACAACUACAACCACAACUCCACCUACUACAACCACAAUUUCACCUACAACAACUAA
Molecule: messenger RNA, 14448 nt
Organism: Xyrichtys novacula (pearly razorfish)
Lineage: Eukaryota; Metazoa; Chordata; Actinopteri; Labriformes; Labridae
Source: the annotation of a GenBank genome assembly